Molecule: messenger RNA, 1218 nt
Organism: Pollicipes pollicipes
Lineage: Eukaryota; Metazoa; Arthropoda; Thecostraca; Pollicipedomorpha; Pollicipedidae
Product: sarcoplasmic reticulum histidine-rich calcium-binding protein-like
Exons: 7
Coding region: 211-1038 (275 amino acids)
Source: RefSeq, a predicted model, not a curated record
GCGAGCCCAAGAAAGUCAUCGUGUGACGGUGCCUGGCGUGCGGCGACGAGCUAGCGCAGCGCAGGGGGCUGCUGCGGCGCUGAAGGCGGGUGCGGCGGCCGGUGGGUGGUGCUGGUCGGCGGAAGAGGACACUCGUGACCUUCCAGGACACCAGGUCGGCGAAGAAGGACCGGACAGGCUCUCCGGUCACGCCCUGCGCCAAGGGUGACCAUGUCGCGCCAACACCGCCACGAGGGGCGCCACCAUCGGGACGACGUGGAGAACCGGUACCAGGAGGACGAGGAGGACGACCGGCGCUACCGACAUCGAGAUGACGAUCACCGGCAGCGGGCUAUGCACCGCGACUAUGACGAGCAGCGCAGCGAGACAGAGCGCGCGCCGUCGGACCGGGCCGUGAGCGAGUUCAUCCUGGACACGCCGCGCUACGACAUGCACGAGCAGGAGCGCUACGACACGGGCCGCGGCCACCACGGCCGGUCACGGGAGCGCAGCCACGACCGCCGCUACGACGACGACCGCGGCCACGACCGCCGCUACGACCCGGAGGAGCGCGAGGCCAGCGAGAUAUACGCCGAGGCGCAUCAGCCGCCCCCGGUCAGCGAGAUGAGCCACUACGCCCCAAGCCAGCGCACUUACCGCAGCGGGGUCUCAGACGGCACGAUGAAGACGAAGACGUCCCGCCACGGCAACCUGAUGAUGGAGACCAUGGCAGCUCCUCACCCGUGCUGCCCCAACACGAAAGGCGUCUGCUGCCUCAUGCUGCUGCUGAACUUGGCCAUUCUGCUGAUCGCGCUAGGUUUUGUCAUCAUCCUCCAGCUCUUCAAUCCGCCGUUUGUAUGGUUCAUCGGCCUGGCGCUGCUGAUUGGCGGCUUCUGCGCGCUCAUCUUCUGCCUGGUGUACUGCGUCUGGGUGUGCAAGGACGCGCAACGCGCCAACGAUCAGGGCGAGCUGUACUGGACCCACCACUGGCAGAAGCAGUGGGGCUACCAGCCUUCCGAGAAGCCAUCCGAGCCGUACCGGGAGCCCGAGCGGUACUGAGGCGGCGCACAGCGACACGCAGCGGUACCGAGACGUCACCGGCCGCUAGCUGCUACUGCCGUCUCACCACUGGAGUCAAGGAACAGAGCAGACGUGAACGAAGACGACAGGAGACGACGGCAAGGAUUCCCGAGCAGCGACUGCGGCGGCUCUCCGUAGUGUAGUAACAUUCACGCAUGC